This is a messenger RNA of Centruroides sculpturatus (bark scorpion), 1245 nucleotides long. RefSeq lists its product as uncharacterized. The transcript has a single exon. The record is from RefSeq and is a predicted model, not a curated record. Bases 1 to 1245 code for a protein of 414 amino acids. NCBI's taxonomy places the organism in Eukaryota, Metazoa, Arthropoda, Arachnida, Scorpiones, Buthidae. Gene Ontology annotation, molecular function: nucleic acid binding; zinc ion binding.
AUGGCUAAUAAUGAAUCUCCGUUUUUAAAAGUGUUGAGAUGUGAUACCCUCACUUCUGACGAAGAUAGUGAUCCACAAAUGGACACUAGCUUACAUUCCUCGCAGAGGAAAAGAACUAACAGGGGGAGUAGCCCAACACUCACCCCACCGGCAAGAAAACGCCGUCCUAAAAAUGAUGAGAUGACGGUUCGGGAAAAGGUCAUGGGCACACUAAGAGGAAUUAUAUCCGAACUGCAAGCUACAUGCCUUGACCGGGAUAAUAAAAUUACUAAGUUUGCUGCGGAGAAAGUGCUUGAACAUGCUGGUGCACUACAAGAUCUCGUGGUCGAAUUACUAACAGACUACAAAAAAUUGCAAGGAAAGUUAGACAAGCAGACUGAAAUACUGGCAACAAGCCAGCAAAUCUCCGCAAGCCCAGUAACCUAUGCGUCCGUGGCGAAAACGGCAGUGACUGGAAGUAGAGCUGUGACUAGAGCAGGUCCUGUGCACAAAAGACCACUGCAGAUAUUGUUCAUAAGACCUGAGGAUCCGAGCGCUAUGAAAGACAGUGAGGAAGUGCAACAGACCUUCACGAAGAUAGUAGACCCUCGAAAGACAUUAAUAAAAUUUCGCCAAAUGCGGAAACUUAAAAACAAGGGUCUUCUGCUCGAGGUUGAAAGACAAGAGGAUGUGAAGAAGUUGAUCGGAAAUAGUCAACUGAAGGAACGUGGUCUUAAAGCGCAAUUGAUGGAUAAGCGUAACCCUAGAGUGAUCAUAUAUGAUGUACCAAAGUAUGUAGAAAAGAGUGAGCUACUGGGAGUAAUAACAACAAUGAACGAAGAACUGUUUAAGCAGUCUAAUCCAGACGAGUUCAAACUCAUCUUUAAAACCGGUAAACGUAGAGUGGACAUGGUGAAUUGGGUGGCGGAAGUGUCACCGCAAAUGAGAGAUAGACUAAUCAAUCAACAAAGGCUUUACGUGGAUUAUACAAGCUGUAAGGUGAAGGACUUUUUGGCCAUCAGCCGAUGUUUUAGAUGCCAAAGCUAUGGCCAUGUUGCCAAAUACUGUAAAGACGAAGAGGAUACUUGUUCUCACUGUACCGAUAGAGGACAUAAAUAUAGUGAGUGCCCAAAGCGGAAAGAGCCGGCACAAUGUGCGGCGUGUAAGCGCGUGGGCAAACCACAUAACCAUAAUCGAACAAGUAAACAGUGUGCAGCGUUUAAAAUGGCCAGUGAAAGGUACCGCAACUCUAUUGCCUAUAGCUAA